UAAUAUAAUUUAUUCAACAUGCAGUUUGGAAAGUUAAUAAGAUAAAAAAAAUAUAGAGGAGGUAAUUAGAAUCACAGAAAUGAGUAAAAAGGUUUAACAUAUAUUUAACCAGAAUCACAGAAAGAAAAGGAGAAAGAUUAGAUCAGAAGCAAUAUUUUAAUAAAUAAUGACUAGAAAAUUUCCAGAAUUAAUGAAACAUUGAUAAACAGAUUUAAGAUCUCUAAAUAAACCUAACAGGAUCUAUUAAAAAGAUAUUCAUGUCUAGAAACAUCAUAGUUAAAUUUCAUAAAUCCAAAGACAAAGAGAAUUUUUUUAAAAGCUAUAGGAAAAACAUUUAACCCUCAAACACUUGACAUUUAGACUGAUAGGUAUGCUCCAUGUUUCUCAACAGCCAUAAUGGAAAAUAAUAAUAGAAAGUGAGAUAUCUUUAAUGUGCUUAUAGAAAUUAGCAAACCUUUCUUACCUAAAGUGUCUAAGGGUCACCAAAUAAGAAUCAAAUCAAGUUGAUAUCAGUCUAAUUUUAAGUUAAUCAAGAUCACAGGAAAGAAGUGGUGUAAAGACCUUUUAUCUCUCAAAUAUAACUUCUUAAAAUUUUCCUCUUUGCCCAUUCCUUGCUACAAUUCUGUGUCCAGGAGUUUGACCUAAUUCUGUUUCUCGUCCUUUUCCUCUCUAAUGACAGUCACUUCUCCUCUAGUCUAGUCACUUGUGAUUAUGGACACUCUCUGGAAAUGCAGUUUUUGAGAGCUGCAUCAUCUCUGAAAUCACGAAUUCAAACAUACUUUUUUAAAUCUAUGAUUUACUGUCUUUCUUGAAGGGCUUCAAUCAUCAUUUAUAUCAAUAAAUCCUAAAUGUGUUUCUACAGACCAAACCUCUUUCCUCAACCUCAUUUAUGUAAUGGAAGAUAAUUUAUAUCAACAUCUAUAUGGAUGCUAACUAAACAUGUUUUGUUACAAUUUUUUUCUUCCUCAAAAACUGAACAUAUCUUCUCCAGCUCCAUACCUGUUCCUCUCCGUUCUCCUCUUCCUGUGUUUACUCUAUCAGUCAAUAGCAUUACACCCACUCAGUUCUCUAAGCCUGAAAACAAAGUACAUUUACUUUUAUUCUUUCUUGUCCCAUUCCCUCAAUUCCAUGUCUACUCUAUAACCACACCCUGUAUUAUUUUAUCAUUCUAUUACAACCCCAUUACUGCAUUUCUAGUUGAAGCCCAUAUCAUGUCUUACCUAUAUUACUGCAAUCACUUCUAAUCAGUCUCUGGCCAUUAAUCUUACUCCUCUCUAAUUUGUUCUCAACUCUGAAACAGGAUGAUCUUUCGAGAAAACAAAAACAUGAUCAUGUCAUGUUUCUAUUUAAAACCCUUUAACAAUUUUACAUUUCUACUUGUGUAAAGUCCACAUGCCUUGGCACAGCUUACAAAAUAUUUGCUUAUCUUUCCAAUUUCAACUCCCAUCAUUUCUCUCCUCUUUCUCUAUGUCUCCAUCAUAUUGAUCUUAUUUAAGUUCCUCUAAAACACUUCUCUCAUUUGGGAUUUGUGCAAUCAUGUUUUUAGUUUGCCUGAAAAAUUUUACCUCAUGCCCAGUUUUUAUUUGGAUUGCUCCUACUCAUUUUUCAUGUAUCAAUUUAAAGUAUACUUUCUCCAGAAAAGUCUGUCCUGUACUUCCAAAUUCUUAUUAAAUGACCCUCAUCCAUGCUCUUAUAGUAGCAUGAACUUUCCCCAUCAUGACAUUCAUUAUGCUUUAUUUUAAAUGUGUGAACAUUUUUGUCUUUUUCUUUUAUGGCAGGAACUUUGUCUUUCUGUUUACCAUUCUAUCUAACAGUAAUCACCAUUCCUAGCACAAAGUGUAUUCUCAUAAAUACUUUCUGAACUAAUAAAUAAAUAAAUAAAUAAAAUAUUUAGAUCUGUGCCUCUGGAAAGCCUAGGUCUGCAAAAUGGUGAAGUGCAGUUUCACAACUAAGCUGGAGUCUAGUUUGUUUAACUUUUUUUAUGUUGUCAGAAACUGGACUUAUUUUACUUUAUUACUACUAUUGAGCAUUUAUUUUCUACUUCUGCUAGGUAAGGCUCCUAGUGAGUAUUCCUAAAUAAAUGGUGUGAUUUUCCCAGCCUGAAAUGUCCAACCUCCCCUAAACAACGAUUUGCAUAUACCAGGUGCAGUUUCAAGUGAAUAACCUCAUUCUUAUCUUUUCUAAGAUUAUUUGAUGAUAGUUAGAGCUGAGACCUCUAGUUCUCAUUUCCAAUUUUCCUAAAAACCUCUUGCUUACAUGCAGGAGUACUCUUAACUAUCUUUAGUUGUUUUAUAUGCUGGCUUCACAGAGAGUUCACAAUUUAUUUGAGACAGGGACUAUAUGUUAAAUAUGCUUUUUAUAUCCACUACAGCUCUAACAGAUUGUGGUUAAUGACUGAAUGGUAAUAGCAUCACAUAUCACACACACACACAAAAAUGCAACUAAGAGGCAUAUAUGAGGAGAAAAUAUAAUUUAAAUUUAUCAACAAAUACAUGAGAUAAGUUAAUAUUCUGUCUCAAAAUGCAACUCAGAAAAGAAAAUAGGCCUAGGAGGAGAAAAUAUAUGAUUUACAUUUAUCAACGAACACAGAAAAUAAAUUAAUAUUUUGUCUCAAUCCUGAAAAUCUUCAAAGUCGCAUGGUGGCGCUGCAGGAUAAGAUGGAGAAAUUUUUGUAACAGUGUAUGCUCUGGUUUCCCUUAACCGGUGGAACUGAGAGCGCUAGAAAAACAGGAGAAAAGAGGCUUUCAACAGAAAAGUAGGGCACCAAGAACACCCUUGCAACAGGAUUACAAGCUUAUAGAUUCCCAGAGGUCCAAGUUGAUGGAUAAGAGGUGCAACUCCCAGAGCUGCUAGAGAUUGAGCGGAAACGUUUCCGCAGCAAGACACUGGGCUGAGGAGUCAUGGAGCCGGGAGAGGGAAGAGCUCGGCAGAUAAGGCAAGUGCUGCUUUUCUUUGUUUUCCUGGGUGGGUCUCUGGUGUGUUCUGAGACUUGGAGAUAUUCUGUGGCAGAGGAAACAGAGAUUGGCACCUUUAUAGCCAACGUGGUGAAAGACAUGGGUUCGGAUAGAGAAGACCUGGCUGCACGGGGGGCCAGAGUUAUCUUUGACGACUAUAAACCAUACUUGCGAUUGGAUCAGCAGACUGGCAACUUGCUCUUAAAUGAGCAACUGGACCGGGAGGCACUUUGCGAUCUCACGGAGCCAUGUAUACUGCAUUUCCAGGUGCUAUUUGAAAAUCCUUUGCAAUUUUUUCGAGCUGAGCUUUUGGUCAAAGACAUAAAUGAUCACACUCCCACGUUCCUAGACAAACAUAUACUUCUAAAAAUCUCAGAAGGUGCUACUCCAGGAACUUCAUUCCAAAUGGAUAGUGCUCAGGACUUGGAUGUUGGAAAGAAUGGUGUCCAAAACUACACAUUAAGCCCCAAUCCCCAUUUCCACCUUAAAUUACAAGACAGUGAUGAGGGCAGAAAAUACCCAGAGCUGGUCCUGGACCAAUCUCUGGAUCGAGAAAAGGAGCCUGAGCUUAGUUUGACGCUAACAGCCCUGGAUGGCGGGUCUCCGCCCAGGUCCGGGACUGCACUGAUUCGUGUUGUGGUCCUGGAUAUCAAUGACAACGCACCCAAAUUUGACACGUCGGUCUAUGAGGUUCGGGUACCGGAGAACAGCCCUGUGGACUCCUUGGUCAUCAAGGUGUCCGCUACAGAUUUAGAUGCAGGAACAUAUGGAGAAAUAUCUUAUUCAUUUUCCCAGGUCUCCAGAGAUGUGCGGAAAACAUUUGAAAUCCAUCCAAUUUCUGGCGAAGUCCAUUUAAAAGCACUUCUAGAUUUUGAGAUAAUUCCAUCUUAUAUCAUAAAUAUUCAGGCCAUUGACGGUGGGAGCCUUUCUGGAAAAUCAACCAUUUUAGUUCGGGUUGUAGAUGUCAAUGAUAACCCACCAGAAAUAGCCAUGACGUCUCUUACCAGCCCCAUACCGGAAAACUCUUCACCUGAGGUGGUGGUCGCUGUUUUCAGCGUAAGAGAUCAAGACGCUGGAGACAACGGAAGAAUGGUUUGCUCAAUCGAGGACAACCUCCCCUUUCUCUUAAAGCCUACUUUCAAGAAUUUCUACACCCUGGUAACAGAGCGCCCGUUGGACAGAGAGAUAAGAACCGAGUACAACAUCACCAUCACUGUCACCGAUAUGGGGACUCCCAGGCUGAAGACGGAGCACACCAUAACCGUGCUGGUCUCCGACGUCAACGACAACGCCCCCGCCUUCUCCCAACCCUCCUACACCUGGCUCUGGGACAGGUCCCGCGCCGCUGACUCCACCAGGUGCCCGGAAAGCGCCUCAGGCACCGAGCAGCGACCCCCGAGGCCGCCGGUCCCUCCUGCACAGCCGCACCGCCACGAACAGCAGCACCGAGAACAGGAAGAGCGACGACACCGGCGCCAAGGCACCACCCAGGUAGACGGUGAGCGAGUCGGCCUGGGCCUGGGCCGGGGCCGCUUCCGGCGGCGGCAGCACCACCAGCUGUGCCUGGCCGCGUCGCGCUCGCCCAGCGGCCUGGCGGUGCGCACCUCGCCAUUGUGCGCACACGACUGCCUCAGACCACGGACCUGGGCGCUGUUCAGCCGUGUGCCGCACAAUGGCGAGGUGCGCACCGCCAGGCCCGCUUGGGCGAGCGCGACGAACGCGCCAGGCACAGGACUGGUGGUGCUGGUGAGGUGGACAGUGGCGAGCCCGCGGCUGUCCUGCCAGCGUCACGCUGCAGCGGCUGGCUGGUGGACGGCUUCUCGCAUCCCUACCCUGCCGCCCGCCGGAGCGGCCCGGCCGCAGGCCCAGGCCCGACUCCGCUCCACCCCGUCAGCCUGGUGGUGA
Microcebus murinus (gray mouse lemur) is the source of this 4859-nucleotide messenger RNA. NCBI's taxonomy places the organism in Eukaryota, Metazoa, Chordata, Mammalia, Primates, Cheirogaleidae. The record is from RefSeq and is a predicted model, not a curated record.